Messenger RNA from Nelumbo nucifera (sacred lotus), 2763 nucleotides. RefSeq lists its product as uncharacterized. NCBI's taxonomy places the organism in Eukaryota, Viridiplantae, Streptophyta, Magnoliopsida, Proteales, Nelumbonaceae. The record is from RefSeq and is a predicted model, not a curated record. Gene Ontology annotation, biological process: protein phosphorylation. Gene Ontology annotation, molecular function: protein kinase activity; ATP binding.
UUUUCUCCCCAUAUUGGCCCUGCCUUCCAGGCUUGCACCACUCGGUAACAGAUCGAACAAGCAUCUCUCUCUCCCCCUCCCUCCCUCUCUCUCUGAGAGAUCGUCUGCUUGUUCGUGAAAAUGUUCAAAUUCUUGAAGGGCGUGGUUGCUGGAUCUGGGGCGGGGAUAAAGGAUCUACCGUACAACAUCGGAGAGCCAUAUUCUUCUGCUUGGGGUUCAUGGACUCACUAUCGUGGUACUUCUAAGGAUGAUGGGUCUUUGGUUUCUAUAUUCUCUCUCUCAGGAAGUAAUGCCCAAGAUGGGCACUUAGCUGCUGGUCGCAAUGGUGUCAAACGCCUCCGCACGGUUAGGCAUCCAAACAUCUUAUCAUUUCUUCAUAGCACUGAGACCGAGACUUUUGACGGUUCUAUUACAAAGGUUACUAUCUACAUUGUAACUGAGCCUGUCAUGCCACUUUCUGAGAAGAUAAAAGAAUUGGGUUUAGAAGGUACACAAAGGGAUGAGUAUUAUGCGUGGGGAUUGCACCAGAUAGCUAAAGCUGUUAGCUUUCUGAAUAAUGAUUGUAAACUGGUUCAUGGCAAUGUCUGCUUGUUCAGUGUUGUUGUGACACAAACUUUGGAUUGGAAGUUGCAUGCUUUUGAUGUGUUAUCUGAAUUUGAUGGGAACAGUGAAGCUUCUACUGGGCCAAUGCUGCAAUAUGAAUGGUUAAUUGGAUCACAAUACAAGCCAAUGGAGCUGUCAAAGUCUGACUGGGCUCUAAUCAGAAAAUCUCCACCAUGGGCCAUUGAUUCAUGGGGAUUAGGUUGUCUUAUUUAUGAACUUUUCUCUGGUAUGAGAUUGGCAAAAACGGAGGAUCUACGUAACACUGCUUCCAUUUCAAAGUCUCUACUUCCAGAUUAUCAGAGACUAUUGAGUUCUACUCCUGCUCGCAGAUUGAAUGCUUCAAAGCUUAUAGAUAACAGUGAAUAUUUUCAGAAUAAGUUGGUAGAAACUAUACAGUUCAUGGAAAUUCUGAAUUUGAAAGAUAGUGUUGAGAAGGACACCUUUUUCCGUAAACUUCCAAACUUGGCUGAGCAGCUUCCUCGCCAAAUUGUUCUGAAGAAGUUACUUCCUUUGUUAGCAUCUGCUCUAGAAUUUGGUUCAGCUGCAGCUCCUGCCUUAACUGCAUUGUUGAAAAUGGGCUCAUGGCUUUCAACUGAAGAAUUCAAUGUUAAGGUACUUCCAACAAUUGUGAAACUCUUUGCCUCCAAUGAUCGAGCUAUUAGAGUAGGCCUUCUGCAGCACAUAGAGCAAUUUGGUGAAUCAUUGUCAACUCAAGUUGUAGAUGAGCAAGUAUAUCCUCAUGUUGCCACUGGGUUUUCUGAUACUUCUGCUUUUCUCCGGGAAUUAACAUUGAAGUCUAUGCUCCUUCUUGCUCCCAAGCUCUCUCAACGUACUAUUUCGGGAUCUUUGCUCAAGUAUCUUUCGAAGUUACAGGUAGAUGAAGAACCAGCAAUUAGAACAAAUACCACCAUCCUACUGGGGAACAUUGCUGGAUAUCUUAAUGACGGGACAAGGAAAAGAGUGUUGAUUAAUGCAUUCACUGUUCGUGCGUUGCGUGAUACUUUCUCUCCAGCUCGUGGAGCAGGAAUUAUGGCUUUAUGUGCUACAAGUUCAUAUUAUGACACAACGGAGAUUGCAACUCGAAUUUUGCCAAAUGUUGUUGUUCUUACUAUUGAUCCUGAUGGUGAAGUUAGAUCAAAGGCCUUUCAAGCAAUUGAUCAAUUUUUACAGAUAGUGAAGCAAGAUCAUGAGAAGAUAAAUACAGGGGAUGCCAGUGGAACUUCAAGCAUUGGAAUCCCAUCAAUACCUGGAAAUGCAAGUUUACUUGGAUGGGCCAUGAGCUCUUUGACACUCAAGGGUAAAGCUUCUGAACAAGCUCCUCUUGCCUCAGCAAAUACAAGCACCCCUCUUGCUUCUGCUACUUCCAGCACUAGCUUAGUGGUGGAUACUCCAGAUACGGUGGUACUCCAUGCAAAUUUGGGUAGUGAUUUGACUGAUCAGGCUGCACCCUCAUCUCCAACAUCAACGGAUGGUUGGGGAGAGCUUGAUAAUGGAAUCAAUGAAGAUCAUGAUAGUGACAAAGAUGGGUGGGAUGAUGUUGAGCCACUUGAGGAGCAGAAACCGCCUCCAGCCCUUGCAACAAUUCAAGCUGCUCAGAAACGGCCAGUUUCUCAACCAAAACCUCAAGUUACAGGUGUGCGGACCAAAAAUGUGGUUAAGGCAACCAAGGUGGAAGACGAUGAUCUAUGGGGUUCUAUUGCUGCACCUGCUCCACAAACAUCAUCAAAACCUCUGAAUUUGAAGCAGGCAGCAAUGCAUGAUGAUGAUGAUCCUUGGGCUGCCAUUGCUGCACCCCCACCUACUACAAAGGCAAAACCUUUGUCUGCUGGCAGAGGUCGAGGAACCAAAGCCGCUGUUCCAAAACUGGGUGCCCAAAGGAUAAACCGGACAUCCUCUACUGGACUCUAAAUUUCAAAUUAGUAGGUAACAAGGAUGAGGCAGUAUGAAGGAGAAAUGGUUUGAUUUUUUUUUCAGUUUUUUUUUUUUGGGUGGCCAAGCGCUGGUCUGUGGCAAUAGAGACUUAAAUUGUAAUAUUCUUUCCUUAUAUUUAGUUUAUAAUAUUUUCAGUCAAUGUAUUGUAGAGAACCCAAUUUGAAAUCAGUUACAGGAUGUGUAUUUCCAGGUUCUAUUUACGGCGAAAAAUAACAUUCUUUUUGGAAA